ACUGGACGCACGCUGCGGGCGACAUUGUUUGGGACGCUGGGUUCUGCUUUUCCAGAAUCCUGCCCUUUCCAAAAGGAAGACGGUAUGAUUAAGUUCCAGAUUCAAGGGAUACAUGUGCAGGAAAGGGUGACAUUCAAGGAUGUGGCUGUUGUCUUCACCAAGGAAGAGCUGGCACUAUUGGAUAAAGCCCAGAUAAACCUGUACCAAGAUGUGAUGCUGGAAAACUUCAGGAACCUCAUGUUAGUGAGUGAGUAACUGAGCAUGAGACCACUGGACCUGUUUCCUCAAAUCAUCAUUUCAAACCAGAUAGAAUAUUCCAGUUAGACCACAAAGAGAAACUUUGGCCACUGGAAAGAAAACUCCUAAGAGAUGCAUGUGCAGGAGACGGGAUUAAAAACAACAUUUUGAAUCUUCAGGCAAAGGGGUUAAGUUACCUUUCGCAAGAAGUGCUUCAUUGCUGGCAGAUUUGGAAACAAAGGAUCCGGGAUUUAACUGUGAGUCAGGAUUAUAUCGUGAACCUUCAAGAAGAGUGUUCCCCACAUUUAGAAGAUGUUUCCCUCAGUGAAGAGUGGGCAGGCAUUUCUCUUCAGAUUUCUGAAAAUGAAAACUAUGUAGUAAAUGCCAUUAUCAAAAAUCAAGAUAUCACAGCAUGGCAAAGCCUGACACAGGUUCUUACCCCAGAAUCGUGGAGGAAAGCCAACAUAAUGACCGAGCCCCAGAACUCUCAGGGAAGAUAUAAGGGAAUUUACAUGGAAGAGAAAUUGUACAGACGUGCUCAGCAUGAUGACAGCCUCAGUUGGACCUCAUGUGAUCAUCAUGAGUCCCAAGAAUGUAAAGGAGAGGACCCUGGUAGACAUCCCAGCUGUGGGAAAAACUUGGGUAUGAAAUCAACGGUUGAAAAACGUAAUGCGGCCCAUGUAUUACCACAGCCUUUCCCAUGUAAUAACUGUGGGGUGGCCUUUGCAGAUGAUACAGAUCCUCAUGUCCAUCACAGCACUCACCUAGGAGAAAAAUCUUAUAAAUGUGACCAGUAUGGAAAGAACUUUAGUCAGAGCCAAGAUCUUAUCGUUCAUUGUAAAACUCACUCUGGCAAGACUCCCUAUGAAUUCCACGAAUGGCCUAUGGGCUGCAAACAGAGCUCAGACCUUCCCAGAUAUCAGAAAGUCUCCUCAGGAGACAAACCCUACAAAUGUAAAGAAUGUGGCAAGGGCUUCAGGCGCAGCUCUUCCCUUCACAACCAUCAUCGAGUCCACACAGGGGAGAUGCCCUACAAAUGCGAUGAAUGUGGGAAAGGGUUUGGAUUUAGGUCACUUCUUUGUAUUCAUCAGGGAGUACACACAGGGAAAAAGCCCUAUAAAUGUGAAGAGUGUGGGAAGGGCUUUGAUCAGAGCUCCAACCUUCUUGUCCAUCAGAGAGUCCACACUGGAGAGAAGCCCUACAAAUGCAGUGAGUGUGGCAAGUGCUUUAGUUCAAGCUCCGUUCUUCAAGUCCACUGGAGGUUUCACACAGGGGAGAAACCAUAUAGGUGUGGUGAGUGUGGAAAGGGCUUCAGCCAAUGUACACACCUUCACAUUCACCAGAGAGUCCACACAGGGGAGAAACCAUACAAAUGCAAUGUGUGUGGAAAGGAUUUUGCGUAUAGCUCUGUUCUUCACACUCAUCAGAGAGUUCACACUGGAGAAAAACCAUAUAAAUGUGAAGUGUGUGGAAAGUGCUUCAGUUACAGUUCAUAUUUUCACUUACAUCAAAGAGAUCACAUCAGAGAGAAACCAUAUAAAUGUGAUGAGUGUGGUAAAGGCUUCAGCCGGAAUUCAGAUCUUAAUGUUCACCUCAGAGUCCACACAGGAGAGAGGCCCUAUAAGUGUAAGGCAUGUGGUAAGGGCUUCAGUCGUAAUUCAUACCUCCUUGCCCAUCAGAGAGUGCAUAUAGAUGAGACACAGUACACACACUGUGAGCGUGGAAAGGACCUUCUGACUCAUCAAAGACUACAUGAGCAGAGAGAAACAUUAUAAAUGUAGUAAGUCAGGGUUCAAUUAGUAAAACAGAAGCCACACUGUAUUCCAGAUGAUAGAGGCUUACUCAGCCUGUGGGAGGGCUAGGGGAGCAAAAGACAGGGACACUGCCAUCGAUAAUGUCAGCCUGCAGCACUGAAGUGUGCCAGGCAAGGACUGUGGAUUUCAAGAACUUCUGUGAAGCUCCCAUCAACUGCUGUAUGCUACAAUGGCAAAGAGGUUACUUUUGACAAAUGGGUGGUUUGUGGUAGUGGUUGUAGUUAGUGGUCAAAUUUCCAUUAAAGGGUGUGUCCAGGAAGGAAAUUCUAAUUGGGAUGAUCAUGGUAAGGUCUUCAGUUCAGCCAACGUCUUUAGAUUUUUUUUUAGUCCCCAGUAGAAAAAUACUCUCUGUAUGAAGAACAUUCAAAAGUGUGCUCAAAAAUGAAACCCAUGCUCUUACUAUGAAAGAACGUUAGUACCCAGGUUUUCCAUGAGAUUCUCUACACAGGCAAGAAGCUCCAUAGAAGUGGCAUUUGAAGGGUGUGGCAGAGGCAGUGCUGUGUUUAUCACACUGGUUCCAUUUCCUUGCAAAUAAGAAGUCUAUUUCCCAGUAACCCUUGCAGUUAAGAGUGUGCCCAUGUGAUUGAGUUCUAGCCAAUGGAGUGUGAGCAAAAGUGAUAUAAGCCACUUUCAGGUCUAGCCUUUACAAACAUCCUCAGGCUUCUCUAUCCCUGCCAAGGUGACCUUGGAGGCUGCUUAUUCCAGACUGGGUUGAUAGAAGGUCACUACUUCAUCUGUGUUGGAUUUCUUUUUAGAGUAAGAAAUAAAAGUUCAUUGUGUCUCACCACUGAGAUUUUUGGUGGUUUAUUUAUUACUGCAGCAUUGCCUAGGCUAUCCUGACUAGCAUGGAGGGAUUUUAUAGCAAUAUGUUUCAUUGUCAUUGGAGUCCACAUACAGAAGUAACAUAAUUCAGAGUUCAAAACUUUUAAAUCUUUAAGGCUUGAUGUGGCAGUGCAACCAUCUAAAAUGGUAUGGAUGGGACUUCUUCAGUGAUAACCUUCAUUCAUUGGUGAGUACACCAAAGAGAAAUGUUCCAGAUGAUAUAGCUGUGGUAAAACUUUACUGAAAAGUAUAACCCACCGACGUAAGAAAUCUCAUAUAAUAGAGAAACUCUAUAAUGUGGGAUGCUGAAUAGGUUUGUCAGCUCACACCUUAAAUGCGAUUAAAAAUUAACUAGAAUAGGUGUUCUGUGGUUAGUCUUAAUAAAAUUAAUUGAAUAAAAUCAACAUUUACUAAAGUGACCAACAACAUGUAAAAAACCAACAGUGUUCAUUGCAGACUGAUGCAGUCUUCUUCUCAGCAGACCUGUAUAAUAAUGGGUUUUUAAAGGAUGCUCUUUCUGUCAGUUUCCCCCCAAAUUUGUCAUUUAAUUGGGGAUAAUAGAUGAAUUCGAGAGGAGAUCUCUUUGCUUUUUUUUUUUUUUUUUUUUUUUGGAAACAGGGUCUUGCUGUGUCACCCAGGUGGCUGGAGUGCAGUGGCCUGAUCAUUGCUCGCUGAAGCCUUGAACUCCUGGCUUCAGUGAUCCUCCUGCCUCAGCCUCCUGAGUAGCUGGGACUACAGACAUACACCACCGUGUUCAGCUGAUGUUUUCUUUAAAAAUUGUACUUGUAGAGAUGGGGUCUUACUUUGUUGCCCAGGUUAGUCUCAAACUUCUGGUUUCAAGCGAUCCUCCUACCUCAGCUUCCCAAAGUGCAGGGAUUACAGGUUUGGGCCACUGCACUCAUCCCACAAGGUGUUUUUUUUUUCCUUCAAAAACAGUGUCCUUUUUUGUUUUAAUUGACUUAUAGGUUUCUUCAUUUGGAUCAUGGUUUAUUCCUAGUUUUUCUUGCAUUACAGUUUCCUGCUAGUUAUAGUUUGUAAACAGAACAGCCAUUCAAGUGCAAAUAAAACCAUCCCUGAAGUGUCAUUUUCUUACUGAUCAGGUGGAUAAUAGUGAAAUAUUUUAAAAAUUCUAUGUCAGUAGAAAUGAGGAAAUGAGUGUUCUUACAUAAGUUGGUGGGGGAAAGAAAAACAGGUACAAAGUUGCUGGAGAGGAUCUUGUCUAUAUGUAUCAUAUGUACAAUGUGCAUUGUCUUUGAGCCAAUGAUCCUGCUUCUCAGAAUGUAUUUUUAGGAUGUAAUUACAUGAGUGGGGAAAAUAUGGUUUCAGAAAGAAAUAUGUUCUAAGAAUUUUGCAAUGAGAAGACUGUAAACAACCUGAAGGUUCAUGUAUAAGAGAUUGAGUAAAUUAGGGCAUCCCAUAUAAUGGAAUAACAUGGCUCCAUCAACAAUGAUCUAGACCUAUAAAAAUGUCCACAUGUUAUUGUCCAUGUCCACCACAUACUCCAGUACUCCUACUUGCAAACAUUAAGUUAGAGAAAAAAUCCGGGAUACACAUUAUCCUAGGAAGCUUUUGGGGUUUAGAAUGGGUGCAACAUUCCUUCAUGACAGAAUCAGCCCUCAGUGUUGGUGGAGGUGUCCCAGGCAAUCCUCUAGUUUGGCCGGGAGCAGCGCUUGCAUAUCACAUUAAGCUUUUUAAAUAUAUGAUGCUAACAGGAAUGUCUCCCUACUUCACAAAAUUGUUUGCUUUUCCUCUUGUAGCAAAGUAGCAUGGAAAAAGCAGAAAUUAGUCUAGCUCCCAAUCAGUGGGAGCCAAUCUCAUUUACAAAUGAAGAUGCAGAGAUCCUAAAUAAAUAUGAGCAUGUCAAAUCCAAUGAUUUGAUAAAAGCGUAACAGACUCGCUCAUGUAUAAUUUAUCCUAAAUAUGCUUAUCAGCUUCUGCCUCAUAACACACACAAGAACUGAGUAGCUCUAAAUACAUAUUUAUUUAGCUCAUGAUGUGUGAGCUGGCAAGUUCAACUGGGCUUAGCUGGGCAGUUCUGGUGUGGGACAUGCUAGAUUAUCUUAACUGGGCUUUGUACAUGCAUCUGCAGUCAGCUGAUGGUUCAUCUGGGCCUGGCUGUUUUAUGAUGGUCAUAGAUGAGACAACGAAGUUCUCUCUGUCAUCAUGGUCUCUCACCCUCCAGAAGACCAAUCGAGGGUUGGUCCCAUAGUGCCAGGGUUUCAAGGGCAAAAGCUGUGAUCUCUUAAGGCCUCAUCAGGGAACAGGCUCAAUGAUACUUUCACCACAUUUUAAUGAUUAAAGCAAGUCACAACACUGGCCCAGAUUCAUGGGGUGAGAUUAAGACAAAAUAAAAAAUGUUGAGACAUAAUCAUUGGAAGGAAAAGGAAGAUACUAUUUUUAUGCUAGAGAAUAAUGUUAUUUACUUAUAAAAUUCAAAUCCACCUGUAAAAUUUGACCAAUUGAAGGCUGUUUUAAAAUUAUCGGGUCAACAAAUUGGUUUCACACGAAAUUGGCAUGUGAAAAUUCAUAGCAUUACUAUGUAAGAGUCUUUUAUAAAAUGUAGCCAAAAUGUUUCAUUCACAAUAACAAUUGUGUGCAAUGACCAGAAUUGUCCAAAGGUAAUUCUGGGAGUUCCCUUUGGGAUGCCUAGGUGAGGAGCUAUCUGGGGCCUCAGACUCCCACAUUCUUCAGUGGGAAGGGCUUUACAUGAACUCAACUUCCCAGCGGCUUUCUCUUCCUGAUGGGAGGUGUUAGAACCUGGCUUUCUCAUGCAACUUCUGUGAAGCUCUGACAACUAAAGCCAGAUUGUCUGCUUUAGUUAAGUAGUCCAGAUUACCUGCAUAGUCAAUUUGUUCCCUCACCAACAUGGAUGCCUUCACAAUUGCUCUUUAAGAAGGAUAAAAACAUAGCGGUGAGGUGUGGUCUAUUUCCUGCUUCACCCAGGCCCUGGUGCUUCUUCAAGUGGUAUGAGAAAUUGUGGUCCUGUGCCUUCUCUUCCAGACCCUUAGCUUACAUGUUUUCCCUAUAAAACUUAGUCCUAAUCCCAGCACUUUGGGAGGCCAAGGUGGCUGAAUCACAAGAUCAGGAGUUUGAGACCAGCCUGGCCAACAUAGUGAAACCCCGUCUCUACUAAAAAUACACAAAAUUAGCUGGGCAUAGUGGCAGGCACCUGUAAUCCCAGCUACUCAGGAGGCUGAGGCAGGAGAAUCGCUUGAGCACAGGAGGUGGAGGUUGCAAUGAGCCAAGAUCGCACCACUGCACUCCAGCCCAGGCGACAGGGCAAGACUCUGUCUCAAAAAAAAAAAAAAAAAAA
Messenger RNA from Homo sapiens (human), 6186 nucleotides. It is a transcript of the gene ZNF285, whose product is annotated as zinc finger protein 285. NCBI's taxonomy places the organism in Eukaryota, Metazoa, Chordata, Mammalia, Primates, Hominidae. The coding region runs from base 705 to 2012 and encodes 435 amino acids. The record is from RefSeq and is marked validated. Gene Ontology annotation, cellular component: nucleus. The transcript has 5 exons. Gene Ontology annotation, biological process: regulation of DNA-templated transcription.